AUAAAUCAGGAGCAAUCUUCCUGAGUAGGAACCCCCACCUCUCGGAUCCCUUUUGCCAUGGCACAAACUGUGGUGCUCAUCACCGGCUGUUCCUCUGGCAUCGGCAUGCACCUGGCCCUGCGUCUGGCGUCCGAUCCAUCCAAAAGCUUCAAAGUAUAUGCCACCAUGAGGGACCUGGGGGCACAGGGGCCGCUGUGGGAGGCCGCCCGGUCCAGAGGAUGCCCACCUGGCUCUCUGGAGACGUUGCAGCUGGACGUGAGGGAGGCAGAUUCCUUGGCUGCGGCCCAGGCCCAGGUGACUGAAGGCCAUGUGGAUGUUCUGGUGUGUAACGCGGCCCAGGCCCUGCUGGGGCCAUUGGAGGGGCAGGCUGCCAGCGAAGUGGCCUCUAUGUUGGACGUGAACUUGGCCGGGACGAUACGGGUGCUGCAGGCCUUCUUGCCAGACAUGAAGCGCCGCCACUCAGGACACAUUUUCGUGACUGGGAGCAUAGGAGGCCUAAUGGGCCUGCCCUUCUUCGAUGUUUACUCUGCCACUAAGUUCGCCCUGGAAGGUUUAUGUGAGAGCUUGGCGCUGCAGCUGCUGCCCUUUGGGAUCCACGUGAGCCUCAUCGAGUGCGGCCCGGUGCGCACCCGGUUGAUGGAGAAGGUCGGGGAGACCACCGUCCAGGCGCUGGAACGCGUGGAUGCCAAGACCCGCGAGCUCCACUCCAGCUUCAUGCGCAACUCGGAGAGCGUCUUGCUCUCGGAGUUGCAGGAGCCAGACGAGGUGGCGGAGGUCUUUGUGAAGGCGCUGCGCGACCCGCACCCGGCCCUGCGCUACUUCUGCACCAACACUGAGUCCUUCCUGCCGCUGAUUCGCCUGCGGCUGGACGACCCCAGCGGCCGCAGCUUCUUGGCCACCGCGCACCGACUCCUCUUACAGGAGCAAGACGAGCCCGACGGCUCGGAGGCCCCCGUCGCCCCGCAAUAAACGCUU
Molecule: messenger RNA, 975 nt
Organism: Sorex fumeus (smoky shrew)
Lineage: Eukaryota; Metazoa; Chordata; Mammalia; Eulipotyphla; Soricidae
Gene: HSD17B1
Product: hydroxysteroid 17-beta dehydrogenase 1
Exons: 6
Coding region: 58-969 (303 amino acids)
Biological process (GO): estrogen biosynthetic process
Cellular component (GO): cytoplasm
Molecular function (GO): estradiol 17-beta-dehydrogenase [NAD(P)+] activity
Source: RefSeq, a predicted model, not a curated record